AUAUAAACAUGUCAAUGUAGAUAUAGAAUUCUGUUUUAUCGUUAUUUUUUGAGAUUUAGUAUUAUAAAUAAUUAAUUACUACCGAUAACAAGAAAGAAGUUAUUCAUGUAAUGGAAAAUAAUAGCAACUUUAAGUCCCUUCAGGAUUUCAAAUUGACCAAUGUUGAUCCGACUGCUUUCUACAUAUCAGAGUUUUUAUCAGAUAGGGAAGAGCAAUCUAUUUUAUCCAGUAUUUAUUCGGCGCCGAAGCCAAAAUGGACUCAACUUUCGAACAGAAGACUUCAAAACUGGGGCGGCAUUCCUCACAACAAGGGGAUGAUAGCUGAAACCAUUCCUGUCUGGCUGCAGAAUUACUUAAACAGGAUAGAUGAAUUGAAUUUGAUGGGUGGAAAUAAACCAAAUCAUGUUUUAGUAAAUGAAUACACACCAGGGCAAGGAAUUCUGCCACAUUUGGAUGGUUCAUUAUUCUAUCCGACUAUAACAACAAUUUCUGUAGGAUCACAUAUUGUUUUAAAAUUUUGGGAGCCUCUGCCAGAUGCUAAUGAGAAUGCUUCAGAUAUGAAAUCAGUUUUUUCAUUUCUGCUAGAGCCGAGAAGUCUGUUGGUAUUGCAGGAUGAACUCUUCCAUCACUAUUUGCAUAGUAUUGAGGAAAUAAAAGACGAUGUUAUUGAUGAAUCAAUAAAGAACUUACACAUGUGUUCAGAUAAAUAUGUUAAAGGUGAUACAGUGAGCCGGGACACUAGAAUAUCAUUAACAAUAAGGCAUGUGCCCAAAACAAGUUCAUUUAAAAUUAAUAUUGGUAAUAAAAGAUGAUAUUACUUAUGUA
This is a messenger RNA of Papilio polytes (common Mormon), 825 nucleotides long. Its product is annotated as alpha-ketoglutarate-dependent dioxygenase alkB homolog 6. The coding region runs from base 111 to 812 and encodes 233 amino acids. The transcript has 2 exons. Lineage: Eukaryota; Metazoa; Arthropoda; Insecta; Lepidoptera; Papilionidae. The record is from RefSeq and is a predicted model, not a curated record.